CAUUUAAAAAACUUUGUACAGUAUUAAACACAAUAUCAGCAACCUUAACAGUUAUGAUUGUUCAUGAAUUCAUUCUGCAAUCUACUUUUGACACUUCAUCAACAUGAUGUAACAUAACCAGCUGUUUCAUCAACGAUGCAUUAAAAGUGCUAUUGGAUCACUAUGAUUGUGUGAGAUUGCUGACAUACUUCUAGUAGCUUAUAUAGUAUGUCACCGUCAGCACCGAGUCAACUAUUUUAGUCUCGGUUUCUGAGAUUUGUUUGACCAGGAUCCCUUGUGAUAUCUUACACUAUGCUUUGGCCACAAGCCCUUGUACUUCUUUGUUCUGCUGUAUUUUGUGUCACCCAGGAUUUUGCUCCAGUGCCGUGUACCUGUGGAUUAUUCCCGACAGACUAUUUCGACUAUAGCAGCCGUAAGCAACCUGUCAGUAAACCAGGUCUGUCCUUUGUGCUCGACCACCCCCACGCCCAACCAUGCUCCCUCGACGACCUUCAGUGUGCUGACAAGUGUAUCAAAGAGAUUCUUGUACUCCUACCCAACAGUACCAACAACAACAUAAUCUGUCGUAACAUUGACCGAGACUGUUUUAAAGAACGGGGAUAUUUUUGGAUCAAGAACUGCAGGGAUGUCUGGGCAUAUACCGCGAGGUAUACUCUAAGGGAGUUUUGCUGCAAGAACGGCGCAUCCUACGAGUGUCCUGAUGACGACUCAUACGAAAGUUAUUCAUUAUAUCAUUAAUAAAUAUGUGUUUAAUUU
This is a messenger RNA of Homalodisca vitripennis (glassy-winged sharpshooter), 756 nucleotides long. RefSeq names its product follicle cell protein 3C-1-like. The record is from RefSeq and is a predicted model, not a curated record. The transcript has 5 exons. The coding region runs from base 292 to 738 and encodes 148 amino acids. Lineage: Eukaryota; Metazoa; Arthropoda; Insecta; Hemiptera; Cicadellidae.